Salvia splendens (bonfire salvia) is the source of this 471-nucleotide messenger RNA. RefSeq lists its product as uncharacterized. The transcript has a single exon. The coding region runs from base 1 to 471 and encodes 156 amino acids. NCBI's taxonomy places the organism in Eukaryota, Viridiplantae, Streptophyta, Magnoliopsida, Lamiales, Lamiaceae. The record is from RefSeq and is a predicted model, not a curated record.
AUGUGGAACAUACACGUGAAGAAGGAUUCCCUGUGGAUUAAGUGGAUACAUAGCGAGUUUCUCAAGAAUCGGACGGCGUGGGAAUGGACGGCAAGAUCGCGGGACUCACCACUCUUCAAGAGGCUGCUCGAGAUCCGAAACGAGUUACUGACCGACCGGCCGAGGAGAGAAGUUGAGAAGAUGUUGGGACAGUGGUACGGGAGCAAGGGAGCGGUCGAGGCGUACGAGUGGUUUAGGCCAAAAGGUGAACGGCGCAUGUGGCACAGGUUCGUGUGGAAGGAGUUCGUCCCGCCAAAGUACUCCUUUACUACUUGGCAAGCUCUCAGAGGACGACUCCCAACGAGGGACAGACUGGGCUACAUGAACAUUGACCAACGAUGCCCCUUGUGCAUGGCUCACACGGAGUCGGUGGAACACCUCUUCUUCAAAUGCCACAAGACAUGGGCAGUUUGGAAGGAGAUCAAAUCCUGA